GUGGCGAGCCUCGUUAACCGUGUUCCGUUAGGCAGUCAGACGUGACCGGGCUGGACUGCCGUACACAGCCGCUGUGCCAGACAUGGAGCGAAGACAACUUUGACUGGAUUGCCAAAUUCUCCUGGCGCUGAUUUUAACCAGCGCAUCUGCGAGUGCUAUGAGAUGCCAUGAUCUGGCCGGAGGAGGACAAUUGCGCGCCCCCAGUAGACAGCAUGGACACCAAAAGGCGCUCUGCUGAAAGGUGACCUCCAGACACUUCACCUCCCCAAAACAUUUGAAUAUGCCAGGACAUAAAAAUGAGCUCCAACAGCACAGACCCUGGUCUCUUCCUGAGUGCCAACACCUCACCACCAACAGCCGGAGGCUACCCACAAUCCAAUGCUCUACACCAAGGAGGAACUGGAGGGGUUCCCUGGUUUUUUUCCCAUGUGAAUACAUUGGAUGAUAAUUCUUCUUCCACCAGCAAACUUUUAAACCUCACAACAGAAACCCCAAAUGGAAACAGAACUGUGAUCCUCGAUCCCUUGGGUGGCCACCCUGUGUGGCAGGUUGUCCUGAUUGUCUUGCUGACGGGAAUGCUGUCUCUCAUCACCGUCAUUGGCAACAUUCUGGUAGUGGUAUCCUUCAAGGUUAAUCGCCAGCUUAAGACAGUCAAUAACUACUUCCUUCUGAGCUUGGCCGUGGCAGACCUCAUCAUAGGUGUCAUCUCCAUGAACCUCUACACAGCUUAUCUUGUGAUGGGCUAUUGGGCCAUGGGCAACUGGGCCUGUGACCUAUGGCUGGCCAUUGACUAUGUAGCCAGCAAUGCAUCAGUUAUGAACCUACUGGUCAUCAGCUUUGAUCGCUACUUUUCAAUCACCAGGCCUUUGACUUACCGGGCCAAACGUACCACAAAGCGAGCUGGUAUCAUGAUCGGCCUUGCCUGGGUUGUUUCACUUGUUCUGUGGGCCCCUGCCAUCCUGCUAUGGCAGUAUUUUGAGGGUAAAAGGACAGUACCCACAGAUCAAUGUUACAUUCAGUUCCUCUCAGAGCCCACUAUAACCUUCUGCACAGCCAUGGCUGCUUUCUAUCUGCCUGUGACGAUAAUGAGUGUUCUCUACUGGCGUAUUUACCAGGAGACCCAGCACCGUUCAAAAGAGUUAGCUGGAUUACAGGGUUCAGGGGGUCGUGGUGGGAUAGCAGGAAGAGGUGUAAAUGGUGGGGGUGACAGAACCCGCUUUGUCCAUCAGACAGGAAGUUCUAGAAGUUGCAACAGCUACGAGCUAACCAGGUUGUCCAAGAGGAGGAGCACAUGUCGGGAGCUGGUUGGCCGCUUCCACUGCUGGCCCGGGGUUCGUUCUUGGAGACCUGGUAGUACACGGCAAGGUGAUGGUGAUCCAGACCAGAGUAGCAGUGACAGCUGGAACAACAAUGAUGCUGCAGUCUCGUUGGACCACUCUGGGUCUUCAGAGGAUGAGGACUGUGGGGGCAAAGAGAUGAUUUCCCAGAGUCAUGCCAUUUUCUCCAUUGUUCUCAGCCUGCCUGGUAUAAAGGCAGCCGUCAACUCCCAGCUCACCUCAUGUGAGGAACUGGACGCAGCCUCAGAGGAGGAUCCACUAAGAGGAGCAGAGUAUAGCCGAGACAGUCUCUCAACAGUCGCCACCAACACCACUGCCACCACUACUCCUGAUGGAGAAAUCAGUUCAGACAACAGCUACCACCAACACUUCUGCUCACGCAAGAUUCAGUCAAUGCCCAUCAUCCAGGCUACAUCUAACCAAGGCUCUCUGGACGAUCCUCCAACAUCUGCCAACACUGCCACAGACAGGACUACCACCAGCACAACCACCAAAUCCCCCCCCGUCCCAUUGUCCUUUAAAGAGGCUGCUCUUGCAAAGCGUUUUGCCGCCCGAGCUCGGACUCAGAUCACCAAGAGGAAGCGCAUGUCGUUAGUGAAGGAGAAGAAGGCAGCUCAAACUCUCAGCGCCAUCCUCUUUGCUUUCAUCAUCACAUGGACCCCUUACAACAUCAUGGUGCUGAUCAAUGCCUUCUGCAAAGUUUGCAUCCCAGAGACCCUGUGGGCGGUCGGGUACUGGCUCUGCUACGUCAACAGCACUGUCAACCCCAUGUGCUACGCCUUGUGCAACAAGACUUUCCGCACAACCUUUAAGAUGAUUCUGUUGUGUCGCUGGGACCAGAAGAAAAGGAGGAAGCAGCAGUUUCAGCAGAAGCAUUCAGUGGUCUUCCACAGGAGGAUUCCAAGGGAGUCUACGUAAAGGACAAGACAUUAAGAUGGUCAAAAUCAAAAGAUUUAACAUAGGAAAAGGAAGAAGCAUCCAUGUAUUUAUUUCUAUGUGGAGUUUCUUUACUAAGAGAUCCUUAAUGUGUUUCUCUGCUGGUAAGUCACACAGCGAUCCUAUGUGGUGGUCUUCAGGUGUCUUUGUGUUGGUUCAUCAAUUUAGCAAAGCAGUUUGUAUGUGUGAAGGGGUUUUUAAGGUGAGGUCCAGAUGAAACCUCUUCAUCUGUACUUGGAGAACCAUGGCACAUUUGUACACCUGGGAGAAAUGAACUGAGUGGAAAUAAUAGAAAAGGGCUUUAAAAUGCAUCACGGAGAGUUGUUGAAGUGCAGUUGACACAAGGGGAACAGAUACGUAUCUUUGUCACAGGGUUUGGGAUUCAUAUUUCUUAUCAUUGCUCUCUGUGGGUAACUAGAUCUGUAACGUGGUUUUGCAUUUUAAACAAAACUAUGUAUCUGUAAUAUCUCACUGAAAGCCAAAACAAAAUGACUUUGUGUUCACAGGCUUCUACAUUGAACUGAUUUGACCGGCCGUCCUCUUGACUGGCUCGUGUUUUUGUCAGAACAUCUGUACAUUGCCUUUCUACAUGGAUAUAGCUUUCCUGUCUGAUGGAGUAUAAAGAAGUUCUCUAAAUUGUGUCCUUACUUUUCGUCAACAGAGAUCUGUUAUUUUUGUGAUAUUCAUCUUUGUUUUUUCUAGAUAUUUCUGAGAUUUCGAGCCAGUCUGAAAAUGAUUCUUCUGAUGAACUGAGUUGUGAAUAUUCUGUGUGGCACUACAGUCAGUGAACUGCUGUUGUGUUCAAUGUGAUUGUUGUGGUUUUUAUGGUGGAGACAAUAAGUACAUUGGUUGUGUUUUAUGUACUUGCGGUUUUUGUCAAGAGUAUUGAAUAUACAAUGAUGAUAUUCUGUUUGUGUACAUUUGGAUAUUUCUGACUUGAUACACAAUUGUUGGUUGCACACACACACACACACACACACACACACAAACACAGAUGUCCAUUUAUAAAGAUGUGUGUUUUGAUUUUACACUACCUUUUACAUUUAUACAAAACUACACAGGUACACUACAAAGGUCCCACAUCUUUUGUAUAGUAGAGCAAUGGCAGCCUCUAGUGGCCUGAGAAAGACUUGUAGUCCAGACUGUCAAUCCCACUCAGUGCAGUAAGAAAAUCCCAUUCUGCCAAUAUGAAAACAGAAAUGCUACUUUUAUCAUAGUUGUGCAGCAGUUAUGCUUCAGUUCAUAAUUUUGCUUAUAUUUUAUAAAUUAAUAUUUUAAAAUAUAUGUAGCAUAUAAAAAAGAAUGGUCACAGUCAUAGAUGGUAAAAUGUUUAACUUUCUGUCGUCAUCUGGGUUUUUGCUUUAAUUUCAUAUGAUAUAUGGGUGAAAUAUUUCUUCUUUAAAAUGAUUCAUAAAUAUUUGUAUAUAGAAUUGCCACCUGCCUUGGUCUACAGUACAUCUUGUUUUCUAUAUAGAAAAUGGGAAAACACCACAUACCAACAGAAGUAAGGUGCCACAUAAGGCAAGAAUUUAAAAUGUUGUUUUAUUUUAAUGCACAUUAUGUUAUUUUUAUCGGAUGUUAUGUGGAUGUUUUUUUGCAUUGUUGCUGCACUCCAUUAUUUUAGUAUGGAUAUUGAGCAUAAGGUAUUUGAGGCAGUGGACAAACUGCAUCAUUGCACCUGACGUACUGAAGAAUGAGUAGAUUGGAUUGUGUUGGAUGCAGUGGUCAUAUAUAAAGUGCUGUAUGCAAAGGAGAUGUAAACAAAUAUCUCUUGCCUGUCAACAGUGGAUAUAAUGUCUGCUUUUCCAACAAUGUGCUCCAGUGUCACUAUACACUCUUCAUCAAAAUAUGAGAUUUUUGUACUUAGAUAUUUGGAAUGUAUACGACCAAAAUGGUGAACACAAACAUUUUGUUACAUUUCAAGUAUGCCAAUCGUACUCAUAUUUUAAGUCAAUAAACAA
Molecule: messenger RNA, 4234 nt
Organism: Paralichthys olivaceus (Japanese flounder)
Lineage: Eukaryota; Metazoa; Chordata; Actinopteri; Pleuronectiformes; Paralichthyidae
Gene: chrm3a
Product: cholinergic receptor, muscarinic 3a
Biological process (GO): chemical synaptic transmission; regulation of vascular associated smooth muscle contraction; adenylate cyclase-inhibiting G protein-coupled acetylcholine receptor signaling pathway
Cellular component (GO): synapse; dendrite; plasma membrane
Molecular function (GO): G protein-coupled acetylcholine receptor activity; G protein-coupled serotonin receptor activity
Source: RefSeq, a predicted model, not a curated record